Coregonus sp. 'balchen' is the source of this 2676-nucleotide messenger RNA. NCBI's taxonomy places the organism in Eukaryota, Metazoa, Chordata, Actinopteri, Salmoniformes, Salmonidae. The record is from the annotation of a GenBank genome assembly.
AUGGAUUUCUUGAAUUUCUCCGAGGUGGCGGACGAGUGGAAUACCACAUACACCAACUCCUCCUCGGUUACCGGGGACACUGAGUACUCUCUCCUCUCCAUAACGGGACUGGCUGUAGUCGUUGGCUUUCUCAUCCUGUUUACCAUAGUGGGCAACGUUCUGGUGGUCAUCGCCGUUUUGACCAGCCGCGCUCUCAAACCGCCACAGAACCUCUUUCUGGUGUCUCUCGCCAGCGCGGACAUCCUGGUGGCUACUCUCGUCAUGCCCUUCUCUUUAGCCAACGAACUCAUGGGCUACUGGUUCUUCGGGAAAGUUUGGUGCGACAUCUACUUGGCGUUGGACGUCCUCUUCUGUACGUCGUCUAUAGUUCACCUGUGCGCUAUCAGCCUCGAUCGUUACUGGUCGAUCACCCAGGCGAUAGAAUACAACCAGAAGCGGACUCCCAAACGGCUGAAGGGGAUGAUCGUCGUGGUGUGGCUGAUCUCGGCUGUUAUUUCCUUUCCGCCGUUGAUCUCCAUGGACAGGAGCAGCGGUGGGGACAUCCGUCCUCAGUGUCGGCUGAAUGAUGAGACCUGGUAUAUCCUCUACUCCAGUAUAGGGUCCUUUUUCGCUCCCUGCGUUAUCAUGAUACUAGUCUACAUCAGGUGAGUUGAGUUCCCCCCUUUACUUAUACCCACCCAUGCAGUUCACUACUAAGGCUACGUCUGAAAUGGUACCCUAUUCCCCUAUGUACCUAGUGUGUGUCUGAAAUUGUACCCUAUUUCCCUAUGUAGUACACUACCUAGUGUGUGGUGCUAAAUGGCUCAAGUGUAAAUGAUGAUUCUUCUUCUGAUCAGGAUCUACCAGGUUGCUAAGACGAGGACGCGGACCAUGUCGGAGAAGAAGAGAGAGGUGGAGGACAACGGAACGGCCCCGUUAGACGUUAACGGGUUGGAGCAGGGGGGCGAGGAGGGGGGCAGAGGGUCUCUGAAGGAGAACGGUGGGGGCGGAGGGGUUGCCCGGGAGAACGGGCACUGCCAGCGCCAGCAGAAGACGCCGGUACCACCGGGGCUGUUACCCAACGAGCCCAAAUCAACCCCCGACCCAGACGAUGCAGACGACUUUGACGACAGCAGCUCGUCGGACGAAAAACCCCAAAAAUGUCCCCCUUCCUCCUCCUCUUCCCAACAUCAUCAUCAUCAUCACCACCACCACCAUCACCAUGAUGACAAGAAGGACUCCAAACCCUCAGAGAUCAGGAAGUCCACAGGAAGCAGGAAGAGCAGCUUGGCUUCGUCCAAACCCUCAGAGAUCAGGAAGUCCACAGGAAGCAGGAAGAGCAGCUUGGCUUCGUCCAAACCCUCAGAGAGCAGGAAGUCCACAGGAAGCAGGAAGUCGCGCUCCAGCUCUAGGUCCAUGGAGAUGUUCUCGUCCAGUAGGAAGCGGCGGAGCACCGUAAACAGGAAGACGAUAACGGCAGCGAGGGAGAAGAGGUUUACCUUCGUCCUGGCGGUGGUGAUGGGCGUCUUCGUGGUCUGCUGGUUCCCCUUCUUCUUUAGCUACAGGUAUUCUACUGGUUUCUACUGUGUUUCUACCGGUUUCUACUGGUUUCUACUGUUUUCUACUGUUUCUACAGUGUUUCUACUGGUUUCUACAGUGUUUCUACUGGUUUCUACUGGUUUCUACUGGUUUCUACUGUUUAUACUGGUUUCUACUGGUUUCUACUGGUUUCUACUGUUUCUACAGUGUUUCUACUGGUUUCUACCGGUUUCUACUGGUUUCUACUGGUUUCUACUGGUUUCUACUGGUUUCUAUAGUGUUUCUACUGGUUUCUUCUGGUUUCUACUGGUUUCUACUGUUUCUACAGUGUUUCUACUGGUUUCUACUGGUUUCUAUAGUGUUUCUACUGGUUUCUACUGGUUUCUACUGGUUUCUACUGGUUUCUACUGUUUCUACAGUGUUUCUACUGGUUUCUACCGGUUUCUACUGGUUUCUACAGUGUUUCUACUGGUUUCUACUAUUUCUACGGCGUGUCUACUGGUUUCUACCAGUUUCUACUGUUUCUACUAUGUUUCUACUGGUUUCUACUGGUUUCUACUGGUUUCUACUAUGUAUUCUACACAGUAAUACUGUAAUACAUAGUAUUCCAUAGCUCCACAGUUAUGUAACAUCUUUCCCCAUCAGGUAAGAGGGGCAGACACCACUGAGACAGCUAUUUCUCUUAUAUUGCUUGUUGUUUACUUUGAGCUUUUAGCUUCUUCAGUCAUUUGAUUGUUUUUUUACUGUAAGGUCAGUGUGUUGAGAUUUCACUUUAAGGUUGUGUCCAAAAUGUCACCCCAUGGCCCCUCUAGUAGGUCACUAUGUAGAGAACAGGGUGGUGGCAUUUGGGACAACAACUAAAUACUUUGAUUUGUUUUAAUUGGACUACAGCCAAGUGGUAGCCAACUGUUAGAUUGAUUGAUUGAUUGAUUGAUUGGAUUGAUUGAUUAAUUAAUGGAUUGUAUUUGAUCUGCCUGCAGCCUGUAUGGAGUGUGCCGGGCGCCGUGUGAGAUCCCUGAGACUCUCUUUAAGUUCUUCUUCUGGAUAGGCUAUGUUAACAGCUCCCUCAACCCCGUCAUCUACACCAUCUUCAAUCAGGACUUCAGACGAGCCUUCCAGAAGAUUCUAGUCUGCAAGUCAGGGAAGAGGUCUUUCUGA